GGUGUAACUUAUCCCUGUAUACACGCAAUCUGGGCAAACUGGGCACCACCUUUAGAGAGAUCUAAAUUAGCCACAAUAGGAUUCUCUGGUAGUUUCUUCGGAACGGUGUUUGCCAUGCCUAUUGCCGGAUUGAUAGCCGAAUAUUGGGGAUGGCCAUCAUUUUUUUAUAUCUUUGGGACAGCUGGUCUUGUUUGGUUUAUAUGUUGGUGGUUUAUAGUAAAAGAUAGACCAGAAGAUGACAGAUUUAUUUCCAAAGCGGAAUUAGAAUAUAUUAAAUCCAGUUUGGACAACGAUGAAAAGAAAAAGAAAAUUGUUCAUCCAUGGAAAGCUAUGCUGACAUCAUUGCCAGUAUGGGCUAUAGUCAUGGCUCAUUUUAGCGAAAAUUGGGGUUUCUAUACGAUGCUUACUCAACUUCCAACUUUUAUGAAGGAUGUACUCGACUUCAAGCUGGAUCAGUCAGGUUAUUUAUCAGCACUUCCAUAUCUAGUGAUGACACUUGUUGUCCAAUUUUCGGGACAAUUGGCUGACUUUCUCAGAACAAGAAAAUUCUUGACUACAACACAAGUGCGCAAAAUCUUUAAUUGCGGAGCCUUUCUCUUCCAAACUAUCUUUAUGAUUGGUACAGCUUUUAUUCCGACUCCCGCAGGUGUUGUCAUAUGUAUAACCUUAGCAGUUGGAUUCGGCGGCUUCGCUUGGUCAGGAUUUGGAGUAAAUCAUCUGGAUAUUGCUCCAAAGCAUGCUAGUGUGUUGAUGGGAAUUGGAAACACUAUCGCAACUUUACCAGGUGUCGUCAGUCCUAUUAUCACUGGUUAUAUAGUGCAAAAUAAGUCUUCUUCUAAUGGAUCCAGGAAGCAUUUUUUGGCUAUCAUGCUGCCUUCGUCUUAUCAACGGUCCUUCAACAUCAAUUUUCUUGCUGAGUCUUCCCAAAUAAGAAGGGAUGGUGUGCGUCACGGGGCCCGACUAUUUUUCUUAGUGUUGCGAUCUGAUCUAUUGUUGACUUUUCUGCUCUAA
Molecule: messenger RNA, 1011 nt
Organism: Pogonomyrmex barbatus (red harvester ant)
Lineage: Eukaryota; Metazoa; Arthropoda; Insecta; Hymenoptera; Formicidae
Gene: MFS9
Product: major facilitator superfamily transporter 9
Biological process (GO): transmembrane transport; monoatomic anion transport
Cellular component (GO): membrane
Molecular function (GO): transmembrane transporter activity
Source: RefSeq, a predicted model, not a curated record